ACAGACAUUCAAAGGCGUUAAAAUUCAUUCGUUUCGUCUCACAGUUCAACUUAAGAUAAUACUUUAUAGAAUAACACAAUGUUUUUAAAGUUCUCUAUUUCGUUUCUAUUUUGUAUCUUAGCGGUUAGCUGUAUGAAUGCGGGCCAUAAGCGUAAAGCUUCACAUUCAGCUGAACCCGUUUUGAAAACUGAAGAGGAACUGGAGGAUGAAAAGAUAAUAGAAACGGCGUUCGAGAAUUGUAAAAAAUGGAUCACCUUGAAUAUGGAUAUCACACUUGAAUUGAUUUCAGAGUUUGCUUAUUACGGGUACAUGGGUGACAAAAAAGAAGAUUGGAAUUUUAUAGCUACGUACUUAGAGGACCUUAAACCAAAUGACCAAAAAGAACAUUACAACAUAGGAAUUAAUUUGGAAUUAUUUACUAAGCUAUUUAAAGAGCAUUGCAAAAAAUCAGGAGUGCUUGUUAAACAUUUCGCUGAAGAAAGGGAAGCCGCAGUGAAAAGAAAGGACGUACUAGGAAACCCGGUGAAUUCUUUAGAAUUAGUUGUUGUGCCAGACAGAGGGUACAGGUCUGAAUAAUCUAAUAUUAUUAGAAUAUGACUAAUCAUUUCAUAAUUUGUUUUUAAAAAUGUCUCAAAAUGUUCUUAAACAUAUGUUUUUAAAAUACAAUACAUCAUGAAGACUUUAUUAAUUCCAAAAUCUGUUUGUUUUCAAAUAAACACUUAUCACUUA
Adelges cooleyi (spruce gall adelgid) is the source of this 729-nucleotide messenger RNA. RefSeq lists its product as uncharacterized. Bases 79 to 576 code for a protein of 165 amino acids. The record is from RefSeq and is a predicted model, not a curated record. NCBI's taxonomy places the organism in Eukaryota, Metazoa, Arthropoda, Insecta, Hemiptera, Adelgidae. The transcript is spliced from 3 exons.